Messenger RNA from Microthlaspi erraticum, 534 nucleotides. NCBI's taxonomy places the organism in Eukaryota, Viridiplantae, Streptophyta, Magnoliopsida, Brassicales, Brassicaceae. The record is from the annotation of a GenBank genome assembly.
AUGGGAGAGAAUCUGAUUGAAGAUCGCGGCUUUUUAGCCGCACCUCUGACCUUCUUCGUCGUCGUCGUCUUCCAGUUGCUAUCCAAGUACCUCGACCAAUUGAAGAAGAAAGGAUCAAAGUAUACGAAAGAAGCAGAGCUUCGAUCCGAAAUUAAGCAGCUUUUGAGAGAAGCCAGUGCAUUGUCUCAGCCAGCCACAUUUGCGCAAGCCGCAAAGCUUAGGAGAUCAGCAGCUACUAAAGAGAAAGAACUUGCUCAAUAUAUGGAGCAGCAUAACAAAGAAAUCAAGUCGUCAUAUGAUCUUUAUGGACAGGUUCUGCUUGCUUCAAAGGUUGUGGUAUACCUAAUCUUGGUGUUUUGGUUCUGGAGGACACCGAUUGCCAUUAUUGCUAAGCAACUUGUUCAACCAUUUGGGAGUUUGUUAUCUUGGGGAACAGGAGGUCACUUGACAGGCCAUGUGAUGGUUGGGAUCAUACCGUGGCUGAUACUCUCAACCAGAGUGAGCAAAUAUGUGAGUAGGUUCGUGGAGUUCUAA